AUGCGCUCCAUUCUUGUCUUCCUCGCCGCCCUUUUUCAUGCCUCCUUUGCGGCGGGGUUUUGCUUCUCGGAAGGACGGAGAGGAUCCUACCACAAGAACCAGGACGUCUUGGAUAUCGUGGAUGUCUGCAACCAGUUGAACGGGACCUAUGACAGGUUGCAAGUCAAGCGAUUCUGCGCAACGGACAAAUACCAAGUAUCCUGGGGACUCGAGCUCAAGAUGAUCGGCGCUGACAUAAAACGCGACAUCUCAACUAGGGAGUGCAUGAGCGGGAUGGCAAAGCAGCUGAUGUGCAAAGAGGGCCGGGGCGGCGUGACCACCUACUGGAACUGGAGAUACAAAGCCAAACCCAAUUAUGUCGGCGGCGAGUGCUUCCCCCGUCCGUACUGGAAGCCCAUCGAUGCAUACGACCCGCAGGACGAGCCGGAGAGAUAUUUUUGUCGCGUAAUGCAGCGCAACUACCUGAGCUGUUGGGACGACUCGAAGUCUGUUCCCGUGCCAAACCACUAG
Messenger RNA from Colletotrichum destructivum, 510 nucleotides. RefSeq lists its product as uncharacterized. Bases 1 to 510 code for a protein of 169 amino acids. The transcript has 3 exons. The record is from RefSeq and is a predicted model, not a curated record. Lineage: Eukaryota; Fungi; Ascomycota; Sordariomycetes; Glomerellales; Glomerellaceae.